AUGUCGGCCAAAUCGGGGUCGACGCCGUGUGUUUGUACGGAGGACAGUACAACUGAAGAAUCGUUGGUCAGCUUGAACUGCGAGUGCCCUCGGGAUGAGCGCGACAUUGUCAUCCACGAGGAAACAUGCUUAAUGUUCAGGAAUGAGAAGAUCACAUAUCAUAAGGAGUACGCUCGUGUCUUGAAGGAUGCCCUCAUUGUAAUAGGCCGGAUGGUGACCAGUCCGCUGGGGCUGGGGAAGGCGAUUGUCCAACUUCGCGAAGAAUUAAAACUGCAUAAACAGGAAUAUGACAAGGACUUGGAAGCCAUCUAUCGGAGUGAUCAUGACACCAACGCGCAAAGGAUCCUGAUAGAAGAAUACGAAGCGACUCUUGCGCAGCGCACUCUAGAACGUGAAGCCGCUGAGAAGCGCGCAAGGGAAGCGCAGGAGACUCACAAGAAAGUCAAGGCGAAGUUGGAUGAAGAUUUGAUUAGAGAACGCGAAACAGCAGAAGAGAUGGAAGCACUGAAUGCGUUAUGCCGUCAGUUGGAGGCGUGGCGUGAGGAGACCGACUCCGACCUGACUGUCAGCCAGCGCAUGUCUGACAAAAUGAAGGCUGAGAAACAGGCCCUAGCUGCUGAGAAAAGGCAACUGGACAUGUUUUUGUUCGGGCUGAAUAAUGAAGUCUGGAAGCUGGAGUCCAAGUUGGAGAUGUUCAAGAAACAGCUGGAAAUCAAAAACUCGGAGAUGGAGAAAGUUAACGAUAGAGUUACAGCAUAUGCUGCUGAGCUGGAGGACUUGGAACUGGACAAGCGCCGUCUGGUUUCCCUGUGGAACUCUGUCAUUGUUAACAUUACUCAACGGGAUAAGGUUUACGACUCCGUCAGAGAUGAUUACAAAACAUUGCAAGACAACUACCGAACACUACUGAACUCUCUGGAAAUUACGAAAAAGGUUGUGAUGGAAGAAAUGAACAAGGGCAAGGAGAUCGCCAUGAACAAGGACAAACUCAACUACGAUAUCGAACACGCAACUAAAGCUCUGUGGGAGAGCCAUGCUUCGGCACGAAUGGGUCGGCUCGACCGGAGUGAUACCACGGCCUCACAGAAAACCGGCGUGAAACAACCACAGCGUUGUGUUUCGCCGUAUGAUGUUGAGGACACAAAACGUCAGAGUUUAGAAGCGCUAAUCCACGAACUUACCGAGUCUAUUGAAAUGACUGAUCGGGAUCAUGAAAUGAUUAAAUCUGAGAACCAAACUAUGCGGAACAUGUUGAAAAGCACAGAGAAGGAACUAGAUAGAAAGGCAGAGUAUAAGCUCAAGCUGGAGAAUGAGAUCCUGUCGAACCUGCAGGAGUGCCUGCUCAAUGACAAGGCUGUGGAGUCCAUGGCCAACGGCAUACGGAAGAUGAGGGAGAUGUCGAGGAAACAGGAAAUAUCUCUAAUGUCAAUGGAGAACCAGCACGCUCGCAUACUCUUGGAGAUAGAGAUAAUGCGGAAUAGUCAAGCGAAGAACGCGGCGGUGCUGCAAGAGAAACAGGCUUUGGUGAAAAAGAAAGAGCAAGAGAUAGCCGAGCUGCAGUUAGAGUUUGACACUAAGUCGUCAGUCCUGACGAGGAAGCAAAGAGAGCUGGACAUCAUUACGAAGAAAUUUAUUGCACUGAAGGAGAUAUUUGAUAUGAAGUCUCCCCAAGAGCGUCGUAUUGAGGGCUUGGAGAAGCAGAUCAAGUGUUUGCGUGAGCGCACGGAGGUGAUGCAGCAUGAGUGGCUGCGGCAGCAGGGUCACGUGGUCAAGCUGGCGGACCAGCGCCAUCUCUUGGUCACCGACAUCAACCUCAUCAAUAAACAGAUCCAAAUCUGCGACCAAAAGAUAAUGCGGAUCCAAGCAGAGUCAGAAACAGUGCUAGCAGACAGAAACCGCGUGGAGCGCUCGCUGCGGUCGUUGCGUGGGAGACUCGAAGUACUGGAGAGGACGCGCAAGGAUGCCACCGAGAGGAACCAGCACGCACAACGGAGCAACCUCGCCAUAUCACAUGAAUACGCUGCGAGUCUCAAGUCUUCUCUACAUAAAGAGAGAUUUGCCACAAUCUCCACGCUUAGCAAGUGGGUUGGAGAUCGCAGUUUCAAGGUCCAGGUUUAUCAGAGAAGGGUACUAAUGUCUUCUAGGCGUGGUGUAGUCCAUCAGUCGGUUUUUAAGAUACCGCGGAACUACUACUAUCUAGCUUCCGCUGGCGGCUUGGCCCGCGUGGGAAUAUUAGCAGUAGAACUGAAGAAAAGCAUGGCCACUGCGAAGUCCAUGACUGGCGAAAUAGGACAGAUGAGGGCCGAAAUACAUAGGAUGGAGGUCCGUCGAGAACAGCUUCGCCGCACUAGUGAGAAACUUGCUGAUGACUUGGCUCUGUUCGUGACGCGCCGAGACACCGUCAUGGAUAAGACUAGGGCUGCUGCAGCCGUUGAGAAGUCCCAUGGACCUUCCAACACUUCGCAGUCUACUUACCAUCACAAAUUGAGGCUUGCUAAGGCAGAUGUGACCAGGGUUACUAAGGAAAUAGCUGACGCGAAAGCUCAAAUGGAGCAUUUGAUGAAGAACCAGGAACGUUUGGACCGCGAGCUGGCUGAGGCAAACGCUAAUAACGCACAAAUGGAGGAGCGCGUCGCGGAGAUCAUCAAGGAGACCAUGCUCACUGAGCGGACCAAACAUUGGCUCCUCGAACGCGUAGUCCGUGCGCAACGCUUUGGGACUGAGCUCUCCACCGCUAUAAAGCGUCAGUCAGUCCGCCCUAAGAAGCCGAAAGACCAGAUUUUAGCAGACCACACCCAAGCGAAGAACUUAAACGAACGGCUGCGGUACAUUGUAGGAGUGCUGGAGGACGAGUAUCCACACCUUGAGGACAAGCUACAAUAUGUAUUCAACACCCUCAACAUAUUCUCUCCAGGAGGGAGUCCGGACCUGCCUGACUGCGGCAAUUGUAAAAUGUUAGAAGGCGGUUAUUUCGCUAUGACUGAUGAAGAGAUCAUAGAGGUCGCUAAGGCCAAACGAGGAAUUGUUCCAGAGGAACAGGGUAACCAACUCGAAGAACUGCAAAAGCAGACUUGA
Molecule: messenger RNA, 3075 nt
Organism: Spodoptera exigua (beet armyworm)
Lineage: Eukaryota; Metazoa; Arthropoda; Insecta; Lepidoptera; Noctuidae
Source: the annotation of a GenBank genome assembly